UGACAACAGCCUAACAAUGACAUGAAGCAGCCUAGGCAAACAAGUGUUUAUCUAAAUAGAAGCCAGUGCGCCAAAAACAUCGUCACUAUUCUUCUAUUAUAAUUAAACUAUGGUCCAUUUUCUUGUGACGUUCUCCAAAAACGGCUGUAUUGGCAUACCUGUGAAGUUUUUAUGCUGUUGUUGUUAUGGUUGACAACGCGGUGCCUCGUUGAGUAGUUUGGCGCUGAAAUGAACUGUCGCUCUAAAGGCGCGCACUCCUGGCGCUCGUCGCACCUGACGACAAACGGUCGCGCUGUCACGUCACUCACUUCAGCUCUGACUCUGAGCACAAACUGAACAUCACGCUAUGCAGACCUGCUUCUACACUCCGCUGCCCUGUCUGAUGCAGGAUAAUGCAGUGACUCCAGUCAACCAGUCUUAUAAUGAAGACCUUCUGAGCUUUGCCACAGGGGAGUAUCAAUCCACAGAAACACAUUUAAUGACACAUGAAGUGUCCAACCACACAGAUCUGGAUCUCUCUUUAGAGCUCAACAGACAGCUUCAUGCCACACUCAGGAGAAAGCAAGAGGAAAUAUCUGCCCUAAAGGAGACCAAUGCUCACCUGAAAAACCUGACUAAACAGACUGAAUAUUACGCCACAAUACUAGAUGCCCUGACAACAUCGUUCCAGACAGACUCGCUGUCACAGUGCACUAAUGAGUGGCUGAAUGAAGAUCAUUCUCCAGAGCACUCCUGGAUCUCUCUGCUGACUCAAGAGCAGCCAUCAGAUCCAUCUUCCACAGCUUUAACUAACUCCAGCGCUGACACACAGAGCCCAGCAUCAGAGGUCAAGCAGCAUCUGUGGUCCAGCUGGAUUGACCUUCUGUGUGGAGAUGCUGAGGACUGUCCUACAGGCUCUAAGCGAAUCAGGUUUGAUAAUGAACUUGAACAGCUUGAUUUGAAGGCCCAGGAUCAAAUGGUUCCUGAGGAUGUAACUAAAGAGUCAACCUUGGCUCAGGAUCAUCACCUUACGAUGUCCUCUGAAAGGCAGAGGGUGAACAUAUUUGGGGCUUUUAAUGGGUUUCAGGUUUUUACUGAAACCUCAACAGUCAAGUCUGAUAUAAACAUCAGCAGCGAUGGUGGGAAAGGUUUGUGUUUUAAGACCUCAAUCAGAGACCAUAGUACAGUAAAGACCAAGGUUUUCCCACAUGGCAAGGCAUUCACCUCUCACACACUAAGUGGAUCCUGUCGGUUCCUUUGGGUUCCUAAUGAGAGCUGAACCUAGGUGACUCGAAUUGUUGAGUGAGUUGAAAAACUAACAGCAUUUCAUGUAGAGCCAAGGUGUUUUGUCCAGCUAAGACCAACCAAAGUACUUCAUGUCCUGUAAUCAUGACACAUCAUUAUGUGUACAUAAACAUGAGUCACAUGACCUUCUCUGUGAAGAUGCUAAAGCUCAGGCUUGAUAAUAACGUUGUACAACUAGAUGUGAAAUAUCUGAAGAGCCAGGCUUUUAUUUGACCUAAGAUUGUUUCAGUACAAUCUUUAAAAGUUAUCUCACAGGCUCUUCCAUGGAGCAUCCAUAGAACCAUUUCACUCAUUUAAAUGGAAAAAGGUACUUCAGAUUAGAUUCAGAGUAGGACAAAAAAUAGAACCCCCGACAGGUUUUGUGAAAACGCAUACAAAUGCCUUAAACUCGGAGGUGUUGGAUGAAAAAUACAGACUGUGGAAUGAGUUUUUAACAGAAAUAUUCUGUAGGUUAAAUUUAUGAAUG
Danio rerio (zebrafish) is the source of this 1750-nucleotide messenger RNA. NCBI's taxonomy places the organism in Eukaryota, Metazoa, Chordata, Actinopteri, Cypriniformes, Danionidae. The record is from RefSeq and is a predicted model, not a curated record.